Esox lucius (northern pike) is the source of this 2316-nucleotide messenger RNA. RefSeq names its product jumping translocation breakpoint (gene jtb). Gene Ontology annotation, cellular component: cytoplasm; centrosome; spindle. The record is from RefSeq and is a predicted model, not a curated record. Gene Ontology annotation, biological process: mitotic cytokinesis. The transcript is spliced from 6 exons. Lineage: Eukaryota; Metazoa; Chordata; Actinopteri; Esociformes; Esocidae. The coding region runs from base 289 to 750 and encodes 153 amino acids.
CUUUACACUCGUUUCCGCAUUUGGUGACGUAUCUCGUUUACAACAUGACUCAAAAUGGCUGUCCACUAAACAGCUACUAGGAACUGAGAGAAUGAUGCCAGAUCACACAAAAUUAUUGUUCGAUUUUUUGGUUUACUUUUGAAAGAUUAAUAUAGUUAUUUGAAUCUUCAUUUUUUUUUUACACCAGAAGGAAUUUUGGUUUCAGCCCCUUUGGACCAUAAAGAAGAAUUUCAUUAUGAGAGGCUUCCAUCCUUGGUUGUAAUUGUGGCGCACACCAUACGCACUUGCAUGGGCAGAAUGGAGAGCGAUUGCAGGAUUCCCAUGUCAUGCUUAAGGCCCAGAAUUCUGGCCUUGCAUGCCCUCUUCUGGGGUUUAGUGUCUCUCAGAGUGUUUGGUGCAGCACUGCUUAGUGAGGAGAAGACCACAGUGGCCAGGCCAGUAACCAUCCCCUGCUGGCAAAUGGAGGAGUUUGUGGUUGCAGUGGAAUGUUCCCGGUGCAACGCCUUCCAGUCGAAGUCAUGGGCAGCAUGUAUUCAGACAGGAUACGUGGAGAGGAUCAAUUGCACCAAGUCUAAUAAAGAUGAGUACAAGAGCUGUCGUUCUACACUGAUGGAGGAGCACCUUUUCUGGAAGUUUGAGGGAGCCAUGUUAGGCCUCACCAUACUGUUCGCCCUCGUAGUGGUCGCUAGGCAACGUUCGCUGGACCGGCUUGCCUCUGAGAAAGUCCGUAGGCAGAUCGAGUCCAUCUAGCACAAUGGAGUGACGUGACUAGUAGAGCUUGCCAUGGUGGCACUGCUCAACAUUGCAAACUGUAGGAAUAACAGACACCUAAUUUCUGCAUGGCGGUAUUGUUGAGAAUGUUUAAUCCAGCUAAUUCAUUCUCCAUUUUUUUGGAGUUAAAGAAAUUAAGGCUGAUGGGUAACAGGCAUAAAAUAUCAAGACUGAAAUUUGAACUCCAGUGCUUAUUUUUAACCUGCCAAAGCACAAAUGACGAACAGUGUCUGGCAUUGGUCAAUGGAAUUUAUAUCCUUAAAGGUGGUACUUUGAUCUUGACAGAGCAUAUGAAUUGACUGAACAUUGGGAAUCGACUGCAUUCUAAGUAGCAGACAAUUGAUGAAAGUUAUUGGAUUUGUUGAAGCCACAUACCGGUUUAUUUUGAAGACAUUUUACAUUUAAUUUUUAAAGUGGAUUGAUGUCUUUGUUGAACAUAUAAAAUUGUCUAACAAAUUGCAAGACAAGUUUCUGGCACAUGUUUCUGUUCUCUGAGAGAACAAAGAAUCUUAAUCUGGUGUCAAAUGCCACGUUUGACUAGGAAACAUGGACUGCAAACUAGCACUGUGAGUGGAUCUCUAAUGGGUUUUAAGACACAGGAGGGUGGGUGUCACCCAUUGUUUGUAUGUGCUGUUGGAUGAGAUUCAUGCUGCUCUUUAAUUUUACCUUUAGAUUUCAUAUUUUCCAGAUUCAGUGAUGGUCUUCUGCUAAACGUCUGAAACCACAUGGUUGCGAAAGGUGACAUUUUAUGUGUUGGGGAUUUCGGGCAAUGUUCUAAAUUUAAACACUAACAUUUGACUACUGAAGUUAAUGAAAGAACGGUGUAGAUAUGCAGUAUCAAUUCAACAAUGUGCAUCUUUCUUUAAGGUUUUCAUUCAAUUAAAAAUGUUUUGUAGGAUUUCCGGUGAUAGAUACUCACUUAUUUUCUAAUUCAAAUUGGCUAACAAUUGUUAAUGUAUCUUGGAGUCAGCCAGCAUUUGUCAAAAACUUUUUUCUUUAGUAUCUUUAACCCAACAUGAUAUUUCUUAUCUAGUUUUCCAUCAUUAACUGUUUUCGGGUUUAAUGCUGCUCUUAUUUAUCAAUAAGUCACUGUGGCUUGUACAUACGCAUAAGCUGUUCCUUCUCAUAGGAGUCUGUUCAGUGAGGUAAAAGUUUUACAACAUUGCAGAUAGAAAAGGAAUACGUGUGGCUUUACGGGAUCUUCUACACAUGACAGUCCAUCCUAAUAGUUCUACUACGCAAUACAUUUUUAUCUGAAUGGUCUCUCUGAGACAGCACUCUUAUGAACAGGUCCCAGUGUUUUAUUUUUUACUUGACAAUGUUCGUGUGUAUUGGAGGUCAGGGUCCACACGUGUUGAGCUGUCAUUUCUAACAGUACAGUCAAACGUUGGUCUCAGAAUUAUUGCCAGUAUUUUCCAAACUUGUUCUAAUGAUUUUACCAUGGUUUUACUUUAAAUAAGGUAUUUUUAUGAAAGAUGUGGGGGGUAAUGAGCCUCAGCAGCUAACGGAGAUGAUAAUCCUGCAAGAAUAAAUGAAUAAAAUACA